GUUGUUUGUACAGACGGCAUGGAUCCCUUCUGAAUUAGGAUGUUGGCAUGUCUUAUCCGCAAUGGAGACAGACCGUCGUGUGGUCGUUUUCAUUGGCGACUUCCUCCGGUGCCAUUUGUCAGUUCACACAAUAGCAGGCUGACGAAAAGCAUCCAAGGAGGUGCAGACAAUAAAGACGACUCACCGGGACGCGCAAAAGCAAAGACAGAAGACAAAAACAGAAGCACUCGAACUGACAAACCAUGAAUCCGCAACGCAGCGAGUCACAACACCUCACAGUACUGCAAAGCACAAAUCCUCCACACACAACUUGUACACCUCGCCUUCGCGCCUCGCCUUCGCUUCGAGUCGAACUUUGGCCAGCACACCACCUCUUGGUAGGGAGGUGUACAUCAACGUCAAUUGAAAUCAAGGGCACAUACACACACUCUCUCCCCUUCAUCACACACGCGGUGAUGUCUGACGUGUCUCGUCCUUUUUCUUCUUCUCCUUGAUGCCUUUCACGACAAGGGCCACAGAGACAUACUGAAAACGCCAAUCCACAGUGCCUUCGUUGCCUGCAUAGCGCACGUAAGGCAGACGCAUGACGCAGUUGUACCCAAGAUGGCCACGAAGGCCUGGAACGCUCUUCUGUCCUGCAGGGCCAAGCUGGUAUACAAAGCUCGUCUCUGGCGGCAAAUCCAGCCUUUCAUACGGGUAUUGUUCCUGCCAUGUGUAUCUCUCGUCACAUCGCCCCAGAAGAUAAAGAAGGUCCUGAGCACCCGACGGGACUCCAGCAUCAGCACUUCGAGCCGCAUCCCACUUGUCCAUAGCGUCCGGGUCGAGCAGCAUUUGCGCAAUUUCUGGCAAUGCCUCUUCAUGGCCCGACCAUCCCACAAUCGCACGGUAGUUGGUCAGCUUUUUGCCAGCCUCGUGUGCGAGGUCAGCUUUUGUCUUGAAGUUGUUGCUGCUUUUUUUGGUCCACUCUUUUCGAUAGAAAUCAGCAAUCUUCCUCACGUCGUCGGCCAGGGUUUGGUCGACGACGCUGAACCACGGAUCCUCGUCAAAGUCCGCAUAGGCGCUGAGUAGAUGGAUUUCGCAAUCGAAGAAUUGCGACAGCAACUGAUAGAGGGCGCUGUCGAUGCCCUUCAGGUGGCGGGGUGUCAUGCUCGACAAGGUGUAGUCAUGGCUAAGUUGAAACACCCACGAUUCAUUAGCCUGAGAAACCACAGAGCAAAAGACAGGAGCGGACGAUCGCCUGUCUGUCUGUCUGUCUGUCUGUCUGUCGGGCUGGCUGACUGUGUGUGUGUGUGUGUACCUGUGAAGAAGUGAAGUGUUCUCGCAUUCCAUCCACCAACCGCUGCAACGGAGGAGCGAGCGGCCCGUUCUUCUUGAACCUUUUCAUAGACCCCUGUCGUCGUAAGUUGUAGGCCAGCACGAGACGAUAGCCGGAGGUCACGGGCUUGACGCUGUGGACAACGUCGGAGAAGAAGGCGAUCCACCGACACUGCUGGCGAGCCAGCGAUGUUUUCGUCUCUUUGUUGAAGCUGUCGCCAUCGAAAUUCCCCCCGUCAUGCAGCAAGAAGUCGCCUCCAUUGUAUUUGGUCGGCAAGAAGAUGAGCAGCGAGCCAAAGUGGUCAUCUGACCGCUGAGUGUCCUUGUGCACCUCAAAGAAAUCCCCUUUGCCGUAGAUGAGCAUCUUAUAGAAGUCAGCCUGGACGCGGCUCGUCGGUGACAUCUGCUCCUCCAGGUGUCUGCAGAUGUCCUCAACCACCCUGGUCCAGUUGGCAUCUCUUGCCUUGAGCGUCACUUUGUCUCCCGCCACCUCCCUGGACUUGCGUGCCUCCAAAUCCAUCAGUGUUUGGUUCCCCUUGCCGACGGGAGACUGGGAUGUGUGCGUAUCAUAUAGCUCCCUCAGUUCAGACGACUGCAGCACACACACACGUAGCCGGCAGAAGAUACGUCAAAUAACUUGGGUCAAUCGUCACUUCCUCAGUCUAUGGCGCUCACCGAGAAGGGGGCGUCUGUGAUCGUCUCGCAGUCGGGUUCGAGUGUCCAUGAGGGCCCGUGGAUGGACGGCAGCAGGUCCAGGGUGCCCGAGAUGAAUGGCUUGGGGCUCUCAUGCUCCUUCAGAUGCCUCACAGCGUCGCCAACGGCCGUCCACGCCUCCUCCUUGGUCAGCUGCUUCAUUUCCAGGGCGGAUCUGAGGCGAGGUCUCGCCGCCGACAGGCCGACGUGCUGCUGAGGGGCCUGCUGCCAGAGAGGUGAGGACGGGAUGAAUGCACCAUCAGCGACAAGACGAAGCGAAGCCACCGUGACGGCGAGAAGGAUUUGACUCAUCAUCACGACACGAGGAGACGAGGGCAUACUCCGGAAGCAAUGUCAAGGGUAGACGUGGACGUUUCG
Vitrella brassicaformis is the source of this 2385-nucleotide messenger RNA. The record is from the annotation of a GenBank genome assembly. Lineage: Eukaryota; Vitrellaceae.